This is a messenger RNA of Caenorhabditis briggsae, 1539 nucleotides long. RefSeq names its product Protein CBR-UGT-60 (gene Cbr-ugt-60). The transcript is spliced from 9 exons. The record is from RefSeq and is a predicted model, not a curated record. Gene Ontology annotation, molecular function: UDP-glycosyltransferase activity. Lineage: Eukaryota; Metazoa; Nematoda; Chromadorea; Rhabditida; Rhabditidae. Bases 1 to 1539 code for a protein of 512 amino acids.
AUGUUGUAUCCGACAACUAAAUUUCUACUUCUUUUGUCAAUAUUCACACUUUCGGAUCCACUUCGAAUUCUGCAAAUUGUUCCUGGAUUCACGAAUUCGCAUGUUCUUUUUAACUAUAGAUUGGCAGAGACUCUCAGAUUUCUCGGACACGAUGUCAAAAUGUGGACCCAAAUGGAAAUGGCGAUGCUUGACACCGGAAACAACAAACUUCCAGAAGGCGUCACUGAAUACAGAAUCCCUAUUCAUUUCAAAGACACACUGAAAACUGAAGGAUUGAAAGUAUUUCAAUCGAUGAUGUUCGAGUCUGGAGAUGCUAAUGAUCUCUGGUGGACAGGUCAAGAAUUCAAGGAUAUGAGAGUGGAAGCAUGCGAACAGAUGCUCAAACACGACGAGAAGGUUUAUGAAGAUUUUCGAAAAGAAGGAUUCGAUGUGGCAAUCGCUCAUUUCCAUGAUUUGUGUCCCCUGGCGAUUGCGAAAAAGAUGAAUGUAAAGAGGGUUAUCUGGAUCACACACGGAACCUCAAUUUAUGAUUUUUCUGCUGUCGAAUUAGGUCUUCGAACUAUUCCAUCUUCGAUCCCUCAUCCACUUUCAUCAGCUGGAUUCUUUCAAUCAUUCUCUGAUCGAGUUCAAAACACACUUUGGCAUCUAUCACUUCUUGAUUUCGUGAAUCUCCCUCAAAAUCUUCUCAUAGAUGAAAACUUAUUUUACAGAGAAUUUGUCGGAAAUGAUCAAGAAGAUCUUUGGGAUUUGGCCAAGACAACAGUUCCAUCCUUGUUGAUCAAUGGAGAUCGAAUGCUUGAUUUCCCACGACCUCUUCCAGUUCAUAUUGCAUUUUCUGGGGAGUUGGGAGUAAGAAAAGGGAAAAAGGCAGUCAUGGAAAAAUGGUUAGAAGAGAUAAUUGAAAAGCCUUCGGAUGGAUUGAUUGUGUUCUCAUUGGGAACAGUAUCAAAUACUACAAAUAUGCCAGCACAGAUGAUAAAUUCGUUCCUUGGCGCUUUCGGAAAACUUAAAUCUUACACUGUUCUCUGGAGAAUGGAAAAAUCAAUUCCCGGAGCUGAAAAGUACGAUAACUUGCAUUUGGUGAAGUGGCUGCCUCAAAAAGAUAUAAUGAGACAUCCAAAAAUGAAAUUGAUGAUUGCUCACGGAGGCUACAAUUCUUUCUUGGAAGCUGCACAGGCUGGAAUUCCAGCUGUACUCAUGCCUCUAUUUGCUGAUCAGAAAAUCAAUGCAAAACGAGCACAAAGAUUUGGAAUGGCUACAGUUUUGGAUAAGUUAGAUCUGACUGUGAACAAAGUUUAUGGAGCGGUUAUGGAAGCAUUGAAACCAGAGUAUUCCAAAAACGCCAAGAAACUCUCUGCGAUGCUAUCGGAUCAAGUAUCAACUGAACCCUAUUACGCACUUCGAUACUCUCUGAAACUUGCCACAAGUCCAAAACCUUCGCUUUUCACAUUGAAAUCCCAGCAUCUUUCUUUUUCUGAAUUCCAUAAUUUGGAUGUUUUGUCUAUAAUUGUUGUAGCCGUUCUUGUUGUUUUCUGUUAG